AUGAGCUUCCAGAGCCUGCCCCAGACGCCGCCGCCCCGCGGCCGGCCCGGAGGCUACUGCUCCGUGCGGCAGAAGCUCAUCUUCUCCCGGGGCAGCGACUGCGAGGAGGAGGACGAAGAGGAGGAGGAGGUCGAGGGCAGCGGCCACAGCACCUGGGAGGACUCUGCCUUUCAGGAGCCCGACUCACCGCUGCCGCCCGCCCGCAGCCCGGCAGCCCCGGGGCCGGCUGCCGAGCCCGAGAGCGAGCCGGGCGGCCAGAGGCGCGGCCCGGGCCGGCUCCCACCCCCGGACCCGCGGGAGGAGGAGAUGCCGCCGGCCGACGAAGUAGGCGCGGGCGGCGCCGAGGGCGACUCGUGGGAGGAGGAGGGCUUCGGCUCAUCGUCCCCGGUCAAGUCCUCUGCCGCCGCCCCCUACUACCUGGGCAGCCCCUUGUCGCCCCUCCGCGGGGACCGCUGCCGACGCGGCCGCCCGCGCCGCGACGGCUCCUGCUCGCCGGUGCCCGACGACCUGGGCACGCCGCAGCACAAGACUUUCCGCAAGCUGCGGUUCUUCGACACGCCGCACACCCCGAAAAGUUUGCUAUCCAAAGCUCGAGGAAUAGAUUCCAGCUCUGUUAAACUCCUAGGGGGUUCUCUGUUCAUGAACUCAGGAAGAUCAGAAAAACAAGGAUUUGAUGUGAGACAAACCCCUCAAGUGAACAUUAAUCCCUUCACUCCAGAUUCAAUAUUGCUUCAUUCUUCGGGACAGUGUCUUCGAAGAAAGAGAACACACUGGAAUGAUUCCUGUGAUGAAGACAUGGAAGUAAGUGAUGGGGAGCUUGAGGAUGAGACUACUAGGCCUGCCAAGAGAAUUGCGUUUACAGAAAGUAACAUGAAAUCAAGAUAUGAAAGUGAGUUUCAUGAACUAGGAAAGAUUGGAUCAGGAGAAUUUGGUUCAGUAUUUAAGUGUGUAAAGAGGCUGGAUGGCUGUAUCUAUGCCAUAAAGCGAUCAAAGAAGCCAUUGGCUGGUUCUGUCGAUGAACAGAAUGCUUUAAGAGAAGUCUAUGCUCAUGCAGUACUUGGACAACAUUCUCAUGUGGUUCGAUACUUCUCUGCAUGGGCAGAGGAUGAUCACAUGCUGAUACAGAAUGAAUAUUGUAAUGGUGGAAGCUUAGGGGAUGCCAUAAGUGAAAACUACAGAAGCAUGAAUUAUUUUUCGGAAACAGAACUUAAAGAUCUCCUCAUACAAGUUGCUCGUGGCUUGAAAUAUAUUCAUUCAAUGUCAUUGGUACACAUGGAUAUUAAGCCCAGUAAUAUUUUCAUAUGUAGGGUGUCAAUCCCAGGUACAGCUGAGGAAGGUGAUGAAGAUGAUUGGACAGCCAAUAAAGUUAUUUUUAAGAUAGGUGAUCUUGGGCAUGUAACUAGGAUAUCUAGUCCUCAGGUAGAAGAAGGUGACAGCCGUUUCCUUGCCAAUGAAGUCUUACAAGAGAACUACACUCACUUGCCAAAGGCAGAUAUUUUUGCUCUGGCCCUCACCGUGGUGUGUGCUGCUGGCGCUGAACCGCUCCCCACAAAGGGAGACCAGUGGCAUGAAAUAAGACAAGGAAAGCUGCCCCGGAUACCACAAGUUCUUUCACAAGAACUGACAGAUUUGUUGAAAGUCAUGAUUCAUCCUGACCCUGAGAGGAGACCAUCAGCGGUGGCACUGGUCAAGCACGCAGUGUUACUCUCUGCCUCCAGGAAGAGUGCGGAGCAGUUACGCAUAGAGCUGAAUGCAGAAAAAUUCAAGAACUCCCUCCUGCAGAAAGAACUUAAGAAAGCACAGAUGGCGAAAGCAGCUGCAGAGGAGCGAGCUCUGUUCACAGACAGAAUGGCCACACGAUCCAGCACUCAAGACAACAGAACAGCCGUCUCAUCGGGAGGGAGACGAACCGUUCCGUGA
Messenger RNA from Trichosurus vulpecula (common brushtail), 1920 nucleotides. Its product is annotated as wee1-like protein kinase. Gene Ontology annotation, cellular component: nucleus. Bases 1 to 1920 code for a protein of 639 amino acids. The record is from RefSeq and is a predicted model, not a curated record. The transcript has a single exon. Gene Ontology annotation, biological process: protein phosphorylation; mitotic cell cycle. Lineage: Eukaryota; Metazoa; Chordata; Mammalia; Diprotodontia; Phalangeridae. Gene Ontology annotation, molecular function: magnesium ion binding; ATP binding; non-membrane spanning protein tyrosine kinase activity.